UGACGGAACAGCCGAUUCAGCGAUUUAAUUGAUAACAGACAACUAUAUACGUUGCUUUGUAAUUGUUACAACUCUAGUCGGAAGUAUUAGUCCUUUCGCUCAGCUAUUUCACACCUUUGUUAGUUGUUACGUAAGACAGUCACGGUCAAACGAAACAAGGUUCAUCUCAGUGUUUCGAGAGGUGUGUCUAAAUUCCUAUUUGGAGUCAACAUCCGGCCCGCAAGGAUCAAGUUACGGUGGAGGAUUGAGUACGAAUGUCAAGGAGCACUCUCUGUGAGGGCUGACGUUACGUUCGCCGCCUGCUAGUUUUGUUUGCGCUCAGUCGCAGCAAACAUGCCUGCGCGAUCGCCUGUCUCGUACCGCAGCCUCGCCGCUCUGUUGCUGCUCAUAAUGCACAUACAUGGGGAAAACUUUUCUUGCAGUAAAGAUGGAUUGUUCGCCGAUUACGAUGCGGAUUGUGAAGAAUACGUAAAAUGUUCAUCUGGAAAAGUGAAAGGACGAUACAUAUGUCCCGCGGGAAGAGUGUUCAAUGAAGUGGCAGGUGCGUGUAUAUCCAGCCCGAGUAGAAGUUGUAUACAACGUAUUUGCGCCUGGGGUGAUUCGUUUGCAUACACAACCCCAACAACCGCGUGUAGACAUUAUUAUCGCUGUGAAAACGGUACCAUUACCGAUCACACCUGUCCGAGCGGAUCCUGGUUUGAUAUAGACCGACAAGCCUGUUCCCGAGGCGCGGGGACGUGCUACGAACCUGUAUGCGCCGGUUUGCCUGAUGGGAAAUAUCCAGACUCUUCAAAUGAAUGCCGCAGAUUACUACACUGCCGUGGAGCAGAAGUAAGGGCCGUGGAAUCUUGCAAUGGUGUAUGCAGUAGUAACUGCCCUGCUCCGAGAUCUACAGCUAUCCCUAUACCUGUAGGCGAUGCAGACUUCUGCUCAGACGACACAUGCGACUCAUUAUGUCAUAAUGUAGGGGAUGGUCCAUACGCUGACCGCUCAACAGGUUGCCGUGAAUACUUUGUUUGUAAAUCACAUCGUGUCAUAAGCCGCGGUGUGUGUGAACCGGGAUUUUUAUUCACGGGCAUGGGCUGUGAGUCAGCUGAAUGGAACUAUUGCCCGUCACCAGCGAGAAGCCCUUGUUUCAACCGUCAGGACGGUAGAUACAGGGACUGGAAGAGUUGCUCAUCGUGGUACGACUGCCGACGAGGAAGAGUAGUUUCACGGGAUAUAUGUGGGCCUGGAAAAUCUUUUGAUGGAAUAAACUGCGUUUCGGAAAAAAGCUUUCAAUGCACAGGACCUGAGUUCUCCAAACGUUGUGAAGGUAUGCCAAGUGGGACUUACCAACAUCUUGAAUCUAACUGCAGUCAAUACUACCAUUGUGAAGGACCCUUGGAGUUCAUGUUUGUUUGUCCGGUCGGAGAGGUGUACGAUGGUUCAAAAUGUGUACCAAAGAAUCAAUAUUUAUGCCCAAACUUAGAAAAGGAUUCGUGUUAUGGCCGUGCUAAUGGACAUUACCGUGCAAAGGAUGCCAGUUGCAGAGCCUUUUAUGCCUGUAUUAAUGGAGACAAAGCUAUGUAUGCUUGCCCAGUUGGAAAUGUGUUUGACGGUGAAUCCUGUAUUCCCGAACGGUUAGAUCUUUGCCCGUCGAAAGACUACUCCUGUUCAGGAUUAAGUGACGGUUAUCACCCCGAAGUUGACUCAAACUGUCGCAGAUACUUUUUCUGCGAAGGCCGUGACCGACUAGCCACGUUAUCCUGUCUUGGGGGAAAAAUUUUUGACGGACACGCGUGCGUUGACCGUAUGCGUCACGAGUGCGGGACUCCACGUAAGCAGAACACCGAGAGAGGAAAGCACUGUGACAGCGACGGUUUCUUUGUAGUGCCCGGUACUCAAUGCAAGAAUUACUACAUUUGUGUAAACGGUCAAAAGACCUACCUAUCGUGCCCCAUCGAGCAACUAUUUAAUGGUCAAGUAUGUGUACCCAAUAAUGAAUACGCAUGUCCCGAUUGAAUGCCACUUGGGGUAAGAUUCAGAGACAUGUCUAAUGGUAAGAUUCAGAGGCGAUACAGAGCUGACUAUGUUCAGAAUGUCAAAAAUGCUAAAAAUUUUGACAUACGAGAGUCAUAAUUCGCGCUGUCUCGACUCUGAAUUCUACCGUACAAACUCUCCCGUUCAUCAAACGCCUUACAAAUUUUGAUUGACGUGAGGAUUGUUACCUGUCCUUGAACUUUACCCACGGUGUAUAUCGGCUUAUUCGUCCAAAGUUCGGGAGUCCACGAUGUACCUGAUAUAAAGACUGUGAGCUCACAGAUUAAUCAGAACUUACCAAGAACCGUUUAGCAAUAAUUCAACUACCUCGUGCAAUGAUAGGCUCAUUAUACUCGAUAUUUAUUUUAUUGGCAUUUAAGCAAACUAGAUAUAAUUUCUAAUUACAAUAGCUAUUAGUUACAAACGCAACAAGCUCAAUUAAUAAAAAAAUAUAUUUUUAUAACGUAAACUUAAUUUAUUAGAAAUAUAUCUUUAAUACAAACCUUAAACAAAACUUACUUUAUUAAUUACACGUUACAAUUAUAGACAAAUGUAGCACAAUGUUUUUUAACUACAAAUAGACUAGUCUUUCUAGGACUACAUUUUUAUAAAUAUUUUUUUUUUGGCGAUUAAAUAAGUGAACAUUUUUUAGUGUUACAAUCGUUGCAUACAUUGAAAUAAAAUAUAUAUAUUAUCUAUGAGAAACAAUCUUACGUCACAUCGGGAAUUAUAUAUAGCAUGACGUAAACUAUAGAAUACUUUCCGUUAAGGUAAUUUUCAGAGUCAAGACUGCAAAAUCUGACAAACGGAAUGUCACACGACUUGACAGAUGGAGACUUUUGCCUUCUCUCAGAAUCUUACCAUAGUUAAUUCAAACAUUCAAACCAAUUUAAAUAGAAUUGGUCCAUGCUAAACAUUUUAUAUUACAAAUUAAUAAAAAAACAAUUGUUUUGUCACGUCUAAGUGUCACUAGAGUAACAAAGACAUAACUUGUUAAAAAAAAUGUAAUUUAACUGCCUAAUAGGUUACUUUAGUAAGAUUAUUUAAGUCAAUGGGUAAAUAAUUCUAUAGUUUUAUAACUUAAGAUUUCAAAUGUUAAUACAGAAUUAAGUUA
This is a messenger RNA of Pieris brassicae (large cabbage white), 3136 nucleotides long. RefSeq names its product balbiani ring protein 3-like. The record is from RefSeq and is a predicted model, not a curated record. The coding region runs from base 334 to 2004 and encodes 556 amino acids. Gene Ontology annotation, cellular component: extracellular region. Gene Ontology annotation, molecular function: chitin binding. NCBI's taxonomy places the organism in Eukaryota, Metazoa, Arthropoda, Insecta, Lepidoptera, Pieridae. The transcript is spliced from 3 exons.